Naumovozyma dairenensis CBS 421 is the source of this 909-nucleotide messenger RNA. It is a transcript of the gene NRM1, whose product is annotated as Nrm1p. The record is from RefSeq and is a predicted model, not a curated record. The coding region runs from base 1 to 909 and encodes 302 amino acids. The transcript has a single exon. Lineage: Eukaryota; Fungi; Ascomycota; Saccharomycetes; Saccharomycetales; Saccharomycetaceae.
AUGUCGUUUCAAGGCCACAGAGCACCAUUGGGAAUAUAUUCUGAUUCAAGGAUAAAUAAAAUAGCUUUGGCUGCUCCUUUGUCCAUUAAGAACAAUAAUAGCAUAAAUAGUGGUCAAACUACCUUACCACCAAUUAAAUCAUUGAUGAAUAUACCUUCUCCUAAACAGCCGAAUUCGUUCCCUAAAAUUACCUUAGAAAAAGACAUCAAUUUGCACAAAGACACUCUAUCGCAUGACACUUCACCAUUGAGGAACUAUAAUACUAAAGAAUCUAUUCUUAGAAACUCUCUCUCAACUGCAAAUAAGGAAAAUGUACCAUUACAAUAUCAGCAUAGCAUAAUAGAGAAAAGGCAUAACUCUAGAGACUUUUCCAAGAUUGCUAAACAAUUACAAAUAAGACUCCAAUUUGCACUUUUCAAAUAUAACACAAACCAAACAACAUUAUCAUUUAAGGAACUAAGUAAAUCUAACCUCAAUACCGAUACAAUCACAGAUAACGACAAGACUGUGUUUAGAAGGAAAUUGGUUGUCUCACAUGGAUAUUAUAAAACACCUGCUAAAUCUAAAAAAUUAGACCGAAUCAAAAAAAAUAUAAACGUACAACAAAAGUCUAAUUCGAUAGUAUCAAUAUCUACUAAUGCAAAUGGUACAUCUUCUUCGCAAGAGGCACUUUUUACAGUAGGUUCAAUAGACGGUAUAUAUUCUCCAAAUAGUCAUGGAAACUCCACCACUAGUGAUGUUAAUACGAUAACACCAAUUCGUGAGAAUGUUAUGGACGAUAAGUACGCAACUAUUGAAAGAAAUAGUUGUAAAAAGCAAUAUCUUCCUCAUUUAAGACAUCAAGAAACUCCAAUGAGUGUUAAAGCUGCAAAGUCUUUAAUUCAUUUAUUUACUAGCAAUAACCAGUAG